AUGAAGCUCUCCACGUCUUCAUCGGCUUUGGCUACAGCUUUAAUAGCUGGAAGUCAUCUAGUUAAUGCAAUAGAAGUAGAUCUUACUUCUCCAGACUCUAUCAAGAGCGCGGCGAGUACCAUCGCGUACGACAUGAUGACCUAUUACACAGGAAAUCAGACGGGCGGCAUACCUGGAAAUUUACCAGCGCCAUAUUAUUGGUGGGAAGCAGGAGCAAUGUUCGGCUCGCUGAUCGACUAUUGGUAUUAUACGGGUGAUUCGUCAUAUAAUGAUGUUACCACUGAGGCCAUGCUGUGGCAGACGGGACCCGACAAUGAUUAUAUGACCCCGAAUCAAACAAAAACGGAGGGAAAUGAUGACCAGGGAUUCUGGGGGUUGGCCGCCAUGUCUGCUGCCGAAGUGAACUUUCCAAAUCCUCCUUCAAAUAAACCUCAAUGGCUCGCUCUUGCGCAGGCAGUUUUCAAUACCCAAGCCCCUCGUUGGGACGAUAGUACUUGUGGCGGUGGCUUACGAUGGCAAAUCUUUACGUUCAAUAAUGGCUAUAAUUACAAAAACUCCAUCUCCAAUGGCUGCUUCUUCAAUUUGGGUGCACGACUUGCAAAAUAUACUGGCAACGAUACAUAUGCACAGUGGGCAGAAAGAACUUGGGACUGGAUGGAAAAUGUGGGACUAAUGGAUGAAAACUACUAUGUUUACGAUGGCUCGGACGAUACGAUAAACUGUACAAGGCUUAAUCAUAUACAGUGGACUUAUAACGCCGGGGCUUUUCUGCUCGGCGCGGCAAAUAUGUAUAAUUACACCAACGGAAGCGAUAUAUGGCGUGGACGUGUUGAGGGUUUACUGAAUGGCACCCAUGUGUUCUUCCAGAAUAACAUCAUGAUGGAAGUAGCCUGUGAGAAUAAUGGGAAAUGCAAUAUUGAUCAACAAUCUUUCAAGGCAUACCUCGCUCGCUGGCUAGCUGCCACAACGAAAAUGGCACCCUUUACCUACGAUGCCGUUAUGGCCUACUUACGUCCCUCUGCUGCAGGGGCCGCGGCAUCAUGUGUUGGAGGAGAUAACGGACGUACUUGUGGUCUCAAUUGGAGAACCGGCGGGUUUGAUGGAUUUUAUGGUGUAGGAGAACAGAUGUCUGCUUUAGAGGUUAUUCAGAGUAAUCUCAUUGAGCAGGUCGCAGGACCAGUAACUAAUACAACCGGUGGAACGAGUAAAGGGGAUCCGAGUGCUGGGUCGGGCAAGAGCUCAAGCAGUUUUUCAUCAACUAAGCCGGUUACUACGGCUGAUAAGGUCGGGGCGGGAAUUCUUACUACCGUAUUGUUGCUUGCCUUCAUUGGAAGUAUCUGGUGGAUGAUUGUCGAUUAA
Molecule: messenger RNA, 1359 nt
Organism: Sclerotinia sclerotiorum 1980 UF-70
Lineage: Eukaryota; Fungi; Ascomycota; Leotiomycetes; Helotiales; Sclerotiniaceae
Exons: 2
Coding region: 1-1359 (452 amino acids)
Biological process (GO): fungal-type cell wall biogenesis; carbohydrate catabolic process
Molecular function (GO): mannan endo-1,6-alpha-mannosidase activity
Source: RefSeq, a predicted model, not a curated record